AUGGAACCAUUUGCAAAGAAGAAGAAGCUCUCAAUUUCUGGCACAGCAACCAACGAAGAACAACUCACCGAUAGCGGAAGCAGUAUUCACAAUACUUCACAAGAAACCAAAAAGUUUAACAAGUUAAACAAGAUGGUUGAGAUGGAGGGUGCUGAAUCCCAUGAAGAUGAUCUUGAAGAUUUUGAAGAACAAGAUGAAGCAUCAGAUGUAAGCCGUGAUGAUGAAUUAACGUGUAGUGCCAACGAUGUUAUUCGCUUCCGUCUUGUCAGAAACGAAUCCGAUAUUGAACAACAAUACAUUGAUACAAAUGAUGUAGAACAUCAUCAUAAAUUGAUGGAAUUCCAUCCACAAUUCACCUAUCAAUUAUUUGGAGAAGAGGAAAAAAUUGAUGGUUAUGAGAACCUCCGAAUUAAUUUCUAUUUUACUAAAUCAUUAUACUGUUGGUUUAACGUUCAGUAUGACACUAAGAGUGAUGACGCAACAGAUGUUAAAUCAAUCUUUGCUGCAAAGGAGUUGGAAUUUCAAUUCUCGGAAUUUAGUGCAGUCCCUCUCUACUUCCCAUAUACUGAAAAUUUAUCUGAAUUUAAAUCCAAGAUAAAUCAACCAAAUACACCAAAAGGAGAACAAAUUGAUGUUUAUUAUAGAGAUGGAAAAGUUUUUGAAAUUUACAAAUGUACAAUGUCACAAAUUGCAGCACUUCACAAACCAUGGCAAUUCUUGUGUCUAUUCUUUAUUGAAGGAACUUCAUAUAUUGAUGAUCAAGAUAAUCUAUGGGAAUUCUUUUUAGUAUAUGAAAAAAUUAAGGAUCAUGAAAAUAAUUUCGAAUAUAUACCUGUUGGUUUCUCAUCAAUAUAUCCAUUCUUUACCCUGAAGAAAGAAGAUGGUGUAUUAAAAGAUAAGAGAAGAUUGAGAGUGAGUCAAUUUUUAAUAUUGCCUCCAUUCCAACGUCAAGGACAUGGAAGAAAACUCCUCCUUGCAAUUUAUACAUAUGCCAUCAAGGGUUACAAGGAACAAAAGAGUUUGAUUGGAUAUAAUGCUCUUCAAAAUGUGGAAGAAAAGACCUACGAACCAAGAGAAUGCUAUGAAGUUACUGUGGAAAACCCUGGUGAUGAAUUCCAAUUAAUGAGAAAUAAGGUUGAUGUAGAAGUAUGUGGUCCAAUAUUUAAAGCAGCUAAGAGAAAGGCAGACGAAAAGGAAGGAGAAACAUUUGAAGAAUUUAAAGCUAGAGCUAAGCCACUCACAAAACUCUCUGAUACUCAACUCAGAAAAUGUUUUGAAGUCCUGUGGCUGAAACAUCUCAAUGACAAUGUAAAUACUACCCAAAAUGACAGAAAUGAAUUGAAAUUAUUUAUCAAGAAGAGACUAUACAGUGAAUACGAUAUGGAAGGUGCAUUUGAGGAUCACAAAGAAAGAAAGGAAAAAUUAGAGGAAUUAUGUGAAGGAGAGAUUGAUGAGUACAAGGUGUUACUGAAAUAA
This is a messenger RNA of Naegleria gruberi, 1476 nucleotides long. RefSeq lists its product as uncharacterized. The transcript is spliced from 4 exons. Gene Ontology annotation, biological process: subtelomeric heterochromatin formation. NCBI's taxonomy places the organism in Eukaryota, Heterolobosea, Eutetramitea, Acrasida, Naegleriidae. Bases 1 to 1476 code for a protein of 491 amino acids. Gene Ontology annotation, molecular function: histone H4 acetyltransferase activity. Gene Ontology annotation, cellular component: nucleus. The record is from RefSeq and is a predicted model, not a curated record.